UCAGUUUCGCCAGAAACUAGGGGGUGGAGAAGGCCGGUCAGAAGCACACCCCGCACCUGAGCGGAAACGGCCACUGGGGGCGCGCAGGAAGCUGGGGCCGGAACCUCAACAGCGCGAGCUCCACCCAACUCACCUGCGCAGGUCGCAAGCACCCUCGAAGCCCAGAGCCCAGCACUGUGAAGGUGACCCCCGUGGGCAGGAGGGCGACGGCCCCUGGGCGGACGAUGGCUGGCGCCCCCCUCUCCCAGGCUUGCAUCCCAGCGGUCGCCGUGUGGCUCCUGUGUGCUCUCGGCCUCCCGGGCACCGCCACCGCCGCCGCCGCCGGGCCGCCGCCCACGCCCCCCGCGCAGCCCGACGGAGCCUCCUGCUUGGACCGCUUUACCCCCGGGGUGCCCGCUUUCGUACUUGACACCGAAGCCUCGGUCAGCAACGGGGCCACCUUCCUGGGUUCACCCACCGUGCGCCGCGGCCGGGACUGCGUGCGCGCCUGCUGCACCACCCAGAACUGCAACUUGGCGCUGGUGGAGCGGCAGCCGGCCGGCGGGGAGGACGCCGUGGCCGCCUGCUUCCUCAUCGACUGCCUCUACGGGCAGAACUUCGUGUGCAAGUUUGCGCCCAAGGAGGGCUUUGUCAACUACCUCACCAGGGAGGUUUACCGCUCCUACCGCGAGCUGCGGACCCAGGGCUUUGGAGGGUCCCGGACCCCCAUGCUCUGGGCAGGCAUAGACUUGAAGGUACAGCCCCAGGAACCCCUGGUGCUGAAGAGUGUGGAGAAUACAGAUUGGCGCCUGCUGCAGGGUGACCCGGAUGUCAGGGUAGAGAGGAAUGAUUCGGACCAGGUGGAGCUAUGGGGACUCAAGGAAGGCACCUACCUGUUCCAGCUGACAUUGGCCAACGCAAACCAGCCGGAGAACACGGCCAACAUCACAGUCACCGUUCUCUCCACCAAGCAGACAGAAGAUUAUUGCCUAGUGACCAAAAAGGUGGGUCGCUGCCGUGGUUCCUUCCCCCGCUGGUACUACGACCCCAAAGAACAGCUCUGCAAGAGUUUUGUUUAUGGAGGUUGCUCAGGCAACAAGAACAAUUACCUUCGGGAGGAAGAGUGCAAGCUAGCUUGCCACGAUGUGAAAGGCCCCUCCAAGGAAAGGCAUCAUACAGUGUGCUCCGGCGCCUGUCAGUCCACCGAGUUCCACUGCAGCAACGGCUGCUGCAUCGACAGCUUCUUGGAGUGUGACGGCACUCCCGACUGCCCCGACGCCUCUGACGAGGCUGCCUGUGAGAAAUACACCAGAGGCUUCGAGGAGCUCCAGAACUUCCAUUUCCCCAGUGACAAAGGGCACUGUGUGGACAUGCCAGACACGGGCAACUGCAAGGAGAGCAUCCCUCGCUGGUACUACAACCCCUUCACUGAACACUGCGCCCGCUUCACCUAUGGUGGUUGUUAUGGCAACGAGAACAACUUUGAAGAGGAGCAGCAGUGUCUUGAGUCCUGUCGUGGCAUCUCUAAGAAGGAUGUGUUUGGUCUGCGGCGGGAAAGCUCCAUUCCCAACACAGGCUCCGUGGAGAUGACCAUUGCCGUGCUCCUGGUCAUCUGCAUUGUGGUGGUGGUAGCCAUCCUGGGGUACUGCUUCUUCAGGAACCAGAGAAAGAGUGUCCACAGAUACCACCACGGCCACCGCCACCCCCCACCCCCUACCCCUGCCAGCUCCACGGUCUCCACCACCGAGGACACAGAACACCUGGUCUAUAACCACACCACCCGACCCUUCUGAGCCUGGGGCUGCCUCGGCCCUUCGGUCCAGGGCUCUCACGGGCUCUUGCCAGACCUCCUCUGGCCCUGCUUCCUCCUUACCAAGGAGGCCUAGACUGGGAAAGACUUUGGGACCAGAACCCUCCUGCCUAUUUCCCAGGCCUCUCUGCCUCAGAGCCCAGGGCUCUGGUCCCUCUCAAGAGAUGUCUCAGCUGAGCUCAGGCCACUUGUUCCUGAGAAAACUCCAGUGUCUGAGAGGAGCAGAGAAACUUUGAGUCAGGAGUUCUACAUAUAGAUGGACCUGCCUUGCGUAGGAUUUAAAAGGAAGUUGGAGGUUUGUUUCCUGUUCAAAGCUGUCCCACACCGGAAUGUGUUGGGAAGGGGCCUGGGCAGUGUCAGAAGCUGAAGGCCCCACCCCUGACCUCCAGAGCCACCCCUCCUGCUCUGCACAGUCCAGAGCUGGGGCAAGGACCUCCCUAUAUAUUUUAUGCUGUACAGAGUUCUUAUUGUUUAUUUAAUGCUGUGGAGGUGGAUGAGAGAGCUAUGGAAAGUUGCUCUCUGGCCUCUGCUGCUUCUUCCCCUUCCCCCAAGGGGAAUGAGCCCCAACUUGGCCUGGCCUGGCACAUGGAGCCGCAGCUGCUGCGUCCUCCCUGCACUCCCAGGGCUCUCUGGCACCACACCCCCACCAGCCCCCACUUCCCACAGGCCCCAAUCCACCCACAGUGUAAUAAAAUGCUCUGUCCCGUGAGGCUUCUGCCUCCGCUCUGUGGGCCAGGAGAGAGACCCAGCUUCUGGGGGGGAGAUGUGACCGCCCAGUCCAACCGGUUCAGGCUUUGGCCACCCUGUUUAGCAGGUUUUCCCACCCUUCCCGAAACUGCCCCUGCCCCUGAGGGUGGAGAGAAGUGCCAGGUUUGACCACCAGACGGGAGGGGUGAGAGGGCCACGGGAGUGAGGGUGCAGGGGUGCUGCGGUGCAGUGUUUCUUCGUGGCUGGGGCAAGUCUUCACUAUGGUGUGUAGUUGAGGACAGGAAGUGUGGGUACACACUGGUUCUUACCUUCGCUCCCUUUGGUGUGGGGGCUAGGGACAGGGGUCCCAUCUGGCCAAGGUCACUGUUCCCUUCCCACCCACAGAAGCCAUGGCUUCCCAGGAGUAGCUGCUCCCCAGACUCUGAACUCCUACCCAGGAGCCUUUGAUUGAGGUGGUCCACUCCACCCACACCCCUCUCUUUGAGCCACAUCGUGGUGCAAAAAAAAAACAUUCUUUCAUUUAGUCGUCAAAUAAUUGAGCUCCAAUGUACUAGGUACUGCCAGUCAUUAGAAAUUUGGUCUUGUCAAGAUAGGCAGGGGCUUUGCCUGUCUCUACUUACUGUCUCGGCACACAAGCCUGUGAUGAGGGCACUAUUAUUUCCAUUUUACAGGUGAGGAAGCCGACAGCUACGCUCUCACAGUGUUAGAGCUGGUACAGGAAGACUGGAUUAGACCCUAAUCAUGACUCCAGAGUCUAGUCUUACAGUGCUAUGUGGGAGAAUUAAAUGGCAGUGUGAGAGGUCAGGGGCUGGUUUUAAACAACUGAAGUCUAGCCCAGGUGAAUAUGCAUGAGUCAUAAGUAUACAGCUCAAUGAGUUAAUGUAAGUGCACACACCCAGAAGGCAAACACAUAGAUCACCUAGAAAGCAGAGGGUCUUAGCACUCCAGGAUAAGCCUCCUUUUGAUGGGUAACUUUCACACCUCUGUUUUUUGCGCCUGUUGAACUCAGCCUGGACCACCUCCCUGUUUCUCAUCUUUUAGCCUGAACUCAAGUUCUUAUUCCUAAAACCCCCCUGCACACACCCAAGUGGGUGGCAUCCCUGCUUCUCACCCCUGUGGCAACUAACAGCACCCUGAGCACAAGGCACCUGCUUUUCCUUUCCAUUUACUUACCUGUCUUUCUGCUGGGACAGGGAUGGCUUCUGAGUCAUCUCUAGGUCUCCCCAUGUUCCAUAAACUUAGUAAAUGGUAGUGUUUUGCAAUGUUGAAUAGAUGGCAAGGGGUUGGGCUUGUUACCUUGCUUUGGCUCUUCCCAUUUCAUGGGGCCCUGCAUUUUAUAUUUGGUUUUAGAGACAGGGAGAGAAAAACCUUGAUUUGUUGCCUCCCCAUGCACCCUGAGUAGGGACCGAACCCACAACCUAGGCAUGUACCCUGACCGGAAAUUGAACCCGAAACCUGGUGCAUGGGACAGUGCUCCAACCAGCUGAGCCACAUGGGCCAGGCCAGGGCACUUCAUUUUUGCUUCCUAAUUUACCAGCUGCUCGUCCAUCCUUGCUCCCUCUUUGGUCCCCCCACCACUGCCAGUCAUUUGUCAGCUUCCAUCAGCUUCAGUUCUCUAAAAGCAUUUCCAGGGCUGAAGAGGUUAAUGCCUCAUGAAAUUCUGUAUCCCAAUGCCUAGAACAGUGAUCAAAACAGAACAAGUGCUUAAUAAAUUUGGACCGAAGGAAACAUCCUCCUCGCAGGGAAGGGUAAAAGAUGAAAUGAGACCAUACCUGGCAAAGCACCAUCCCGGUAAGAGCCUCUUGGGUGGAGGGAGGGCACCGCUGGGUCACCCACGGCGGCUGGAAGUGGGAUAAUGCAGGGGCCACUAGGGGGCGCGCUCACCGCUACUGGGCGCUGUGUUCUUUGCUGUAAAGGUUGGAGCAGAGCACACAGUUCCAGGCAGGUGUCAGGUGUGAAGCAAUGAAAAUUGGCAUGCCGCCCCUGUUCUCCUGGAGUUACACUCUGGAAUAAAGGCAGAGGAGAUGCAAAUACUAUAACACAACAACUUAAUUCCCAAAUCGCUCCUUAAUCUCUGACUUUCCCAGCUGUCCUCUGCCCAUCCACACCCAAAUAACUUCUUGGAAUCUCCUGCCUCCAUUCCUUUGCGCAGGCAGUUGCCUCUACCUCAGCUCCCUCUUUUUCCCUGGAAAGCUCCCGUUUACACUGUCAUCCAGUUCAAAAAGCCUCCCCUGUUUCUCCAGGCAGAAUUCACGCUGCCCUCCAUUCUAUCGAAUGCACACAGCUCUGUUGAGUACCAAUGGCCAGUUUAGUAUAUGUCCUUAUGUGGGCGGGACUCCUCAGGGCAGGGAUGGGCUCUUAUUUCAGCAUCCAGCAUGCCUGUAGAUUUGAGGGACCUGGCAAAUGACUGUUGAAGAAAGCAGAGACUGGUCAAAUCAUGGAGAUUCAUGAAGGAGGUAUAGAAUAAGAUGACCCAGUAGGUGUGGCCAUUCCAGGCACAACAAAAUCAUAGUGAGCAGCAGCUGGGCAGUGGGAAUCAUGGGUCUAGUUUCAUUUGGGGACAAGCAAGCUGCUCAGUUUGGCUCAAGCACUGAGAAGGCAAGCCAGGAGGUUGGUGGGUGGAGGCUGCAUGGUUGGGCACUUGGGGAUUUGAGCAGGGAAAGGAGUGACCUAAACUCAGAUUGAAGACAUGGACAGGUAAGCAGGCCAUAUUACUAGGGGUGGAGCCACAGGGAGAGGGAGGUAGCCACACCCAGUAAGCAGGGCAGGGUAACCUGUGUGAAGUACAAGGCAGGUGUAAAGACUAGCUGAGUGCACCUGCAGCCCGCAGUCACACUGUGGCCCAAACAGUGCUUUUUUUAGUUGCCAACAUUCAGAAUCAGGAAACUUCAUUUUAAAAAGCCAUUUCUAGCUUCUUGUGAAAACUUGGGGGACUGGCAAUCCAGAACUCCCAUUUCUGCAGUAAUGCAGGUUCCAAAUUCAGGUUCUCAAGCUGGGUGGGUGCUAACCUGUCCACAGCCCCCACCCAGCCUGCUGCUCCCAGGCAUUUACUUUGGGUCUCCCAUCAUCUUAUCCUCGAAACCCAUCCUGUCUUCCCCAUAUUGAGGAGUUUGCACCAAAACCUAUUUGUCCUAACAGUUCGAAUAAACACUGACAAAAACUGGA
Molecule: messenger RNA, 5662 nt
Organism: Phyllostomus hastatus (greater spear-nosed bat)
Lineage: Eukaryota; Metazoa; Chordata; Mammalia; Chiroptera; Phyllostomidae
Gene: SPINT1
Product: serine peptidase inhibitor, Kunitz type 1
Exons: 11
Coding region: 225-1772 (515 amino acids)
Molecular function (GO): protein binding; serine-type endopeptidase inhibitor activity
Source: RefSeq, a predicted model, not a curated record